AUGUCUUUCAAUGGCCCGAUUCACUACCCUCCAGAGCCUUUGAAACCGGAAACCAUCUUCAAGUCCGGCUUCAUCCCGUAUGGCUUCACUUCCCUAAAGGAGGCCACACAGAGGCCCGAUUUUGCUAAACAGCGCGCGGGAAAGAAAACGCCCAAGCCUCGAAUGGCCUUUUCUCACUGGUCGUAUACCACAUCGCCAGGGAGAAUGGUGGUAAAAACCCAAAGAGGCCGAGUAGGGCUUCCCGUGAAACUCGGGGCUAGCUCCGGUCCCUUUGACUUCGACGUUCGCUCCCGUCAUCAUCUGAAAGGAGAGCUGGCCGUGGUAUCUGCAGAGCUACAGAUUCUGAUGGAUGAAGACGGAGGUGUCGCCGUGCUUCAUCUCGUCCUCUUUUUUGCGUUUAACACAGUGCGAGCUGGAUUACCAUCCAAUGAAAAGUGGCCUUUUACAGCUCUCAAAGAUUUCCGCAUUCGCUGCCGCGAUUGUCGACGUCGCGAGGUUAACCCAAACUGGGCACCACCCACACCCGCUAAACUGCACUACAACCAUCCCUCUUCCUAA
Neurospora hispaniola is the source of this 558-nucleotide messenger RNA. RefSeq lists its product as uncharacterized. The record is from RefSeq and is a predicted model, not a curated record. The transcript is spliced from 2 exons. Lineage: Eukaryota; Fungi; Ascomycota; Sordariomycetes; Sordariales; Sordariaceae. The coding region runs from base 1 to 558 and encodes 185 amino acids.